GAGCAGCGAGAAGGGAGGCUGAGGACAGAGAGUCCCGGGGUGGGCACGGGAGCUGGGGCAGCAAGCGUCCGCAUUCCCGCGCCUUCCGCAGCGGCGAGCCGGGACGGGGAGCCGCGCGCCGAGCCAGGAACCUCGCUUUAAAAUGGCGGCAUUCACUAUGCACCACUGCUGAAGGCUCUCCCGGCACCGGCACCGGGGCCACCUCGCGCAGCGCUGCUUUUGCUUCUGCCGCUAACAGAUGGCAUUUGCCACUGUCGCUGCUUCUGCCCCUACCGCUGCCACUGAGAGCAAGGGCCCCUUAGCGUCUGGGUUUGCACUAGCUGCAUAAGGUUUGGAAAAGUGCCUUUUCUGAAAAUUCUGCUGCUUGGAUUCUACUCUAGAGCUGUCUCUUUAUUAACCCCUCUCCCUACCAUACCUUUCCUGGUUCCCUGUCCGCCUUCCGCACAGAACCUGGUGUGCUUGUAGUUCACUGUCAGCAACUUGUCCAUUUCUGUUUUUCUAUGAUUCUCAAUUUACUUAGUGAUUUUUCCCUCCCCUUGAUUUUUGCAACAAAACUCUUUUUGGGCUGUGACACUCUCCCCAGUCUUAUUCUUUAAAGCUAAGAAAUAGGGAGGAAAAGUUCUCUCCCCCUAAACUGACAUCAUUCUGCAAAUUGAAGGGCAGCCAGCAGCAUAUGCUUUCUGUAAGAAUAAUUGAAAACAUCAACUGGAGAGCACAGAAUUCUUUUGAAAGUGUGCCAAUUAUUUGAAGUAAAUUCAGCAAAGGAACCAAAUAAAACAUUCAGUGUCUUAACCUUAACAGUUGCCUUCUUAGGAGUUGGUCUCUAAUUUGACUCUUAGUUAUUCUGAUACAACUUGUAUUUUAUAAUUGGCUUUUUGUUUGACUAGACCGGAUUUGACUUAAGUGAAAACCUAAGUGCUCACAAUUAGGCAUCUCACCAAAGCAGCCUGUUAUCUCUUCAUAGUUAGUUUGCAUUCAUCUUUAAUCCUUUAAUAAUCUGCAGUAACGUUGUCCUAAAGAGGGUGCACUUGAUUUUCAUUUUUUUUUUCAAUAUGACGGCUGUCAAUGUUGCCCUGAUUCGUGAUACCAAGUGGCUGACCUUAGAAGUCUGUAGAGAAUUUCAGAGAGGGACUUGCUCUCGAGCUGAUACAGAUUGCAAGUUUGCCCAUCCGCCAAGAGUUUGCCAUGUGGAAAAUGGUCGUGUGGUGGCCUGUUUUGAUUCUUUAAAGGGUCGGUGUACUCGAGAGAACUGCAAGUACCUGCACCCCCCUCCACACCUAAAAACGCAGCUGGAGAUUAAUGGACGUAACAAUCUGAUUCAACAGAAGACUGCCGCAGCCAUGUUCGCCCAGCAGAUGCAGCUUAUGUUCCAGAACGCCCAAAUGCCAUCAAUUAAUUCUUUUCCAAUGAAUCCGCAAUUUGCAGCUAAUCCUACCAUGGCUUUCAAUCCUUAUUUACCUCAUCCUGGGAUGGGCAUGGUUCCUACCGAACUUUUACCAAAUACACCUGUUUUGAUCUCUGGAAAUCCACCUCUUGCAAUGCCAGGAGCUGUUGGUCCAAAACCAAUGCGUUCAGACAAACUGGAGGUUUGCCGAGAAUUUCAACGUGGAAAUUGUACCCGUGGGGAGAAUGAUUGCCGCUAUGCUCACCCUACAGAUGUUUCCAUGAUUGAAAUGAGUGAUAAUACUGUGACGAUCUGCAUGGAUUAUAUCAAAGGGCGAUGCUCCCGGGAGAAAUGCAAGUACUUCCAUCCUCCUCCACACUUGCAGGCCAAGCUCAGGGCCACUCAUCACCAGAUGAACCACUCAGCUGCAAGUGCUAUGGCCCUUCAGCCUGGUGCAGUUCAACUGAUACCAAAGAGAUUGGCACUUGAAAAGACCAAUGGUGCCACUCCAGUCUACAAUCCCAAUGUUUUCCACUGCCAGCAGGCUGUGGGUAACCUGCAGCUCCCGCAGCAGGCAUAUAUCCCUGCAGGGCCAAUACUGUGCAUGGCACCCACUUCAAAUAUUGUUGAAAUUCUGAACAGCAGAGUUAUGGAGUAUCGGAAUCUCUCCAUGAGAACCUCCAUAUGGCCUUUCUAUAUAUGCUCUCAAAUGUCCUCUUCUACCAACACAACUAUAAGCAUGGUGCAGUCGAUAUAUUAAGCAAAGCAAACAUGCCAGCCAAUAAAUUCGCUAAAAAUAAAGCAUUAAAAAAUCAAUGGGGAUGUUAAAAACAAGAGUAGAAAACUAAUAACUACCAUCUGUCUUAUUUGAAUUAUCAGGUAGAACAUGACCAUGGAAUUUUGUAACUUGCUAUGUUAUUCUUUGCGACUUUCCAAUAGCCUUUAUGCUAAGUGAAUUUCUACAGUGAACUGUAUGCUUACUGUACAUUCUUGGUGGAUAAAUGUUCCUCUGUUUUUGAAGUGUUACCUUAUUGUUUUGUUUACAUGAUCAUCUAUUGGGUUGAUUUAGGAUGUAACAAAUAUAAACAGCAUCAUUUUCCUCAUUGUUGUAUUGUGUGGUGUUAGGUUUUUUACCUACUGUAGUGUUUUGUAUGUGUGGUGUUUCAUUUCAACUACAAUGUUAUUAGUGGGGGAGAGACAUAUAUGUGGUUGAAAAAUAUGACAGUGAAUUCAUGUGAAUAUGCUCUCUCUUUAGAAUAUAACUAGUCCAUAAACAUGCAUGUGGGUAAUUUGUUCCUGCAGAUCUGACCUUGCAUAAUGCAAUCAAAUUGCUGAAAUUUUUUGAGAAAGAAAUAAUUACUUCUUAAUAAUUAACCCCUAGUUCACUCCUCUUGAAUAGUGUGACAACAAGAAUUUACCUUUUAAUGACUUUCUCAGCAUUUAAAUUUAAAUUUUAAAUUUAAAAAAUUAUGUAAAGUUACCAUUCAUUUUUAUGGCUCAAGAAUCUUCUAAGCUGAAUGUCUAAAACUGAGCCAUUUGUCAUCUUCAGCUAAGAAACUGGUACUUGGGGGCUUAAAGGUAUGAAAAUUACAGGUUAUAAGUCAAGCACAGGGAGAAGGGUGUGGAAAUGGUUUUAACAUACUGGAAAGAAGUAUGUAAAACCAUUGCAGGGUAACCUUUUAUACUAGUGCCAUUUUCCCAAUGCAAAUGACUCCUGCUCUGAUUAGACCACUCUUUAAAUAAGACACAAUCUAGCAAAAGUCAGUAAUGGUGAAAGCCAAUUGGUUCCAAAUAAGGCCUUUCCUCAUCAAAUGGACAAUCUUCUCUAUUGAUCACAGAGGAAGCCUGAGUACAAAUUUGGAGAAAUGGCAGGGACAGAAGGCAGGUUGGCAUUGGGCAUCUUUCUUUGAUUUGUUCCAAAGAACCAGGAAAGAUGGCCUCAGUUGUCUUCAGCAUCAGUUUGAGUUUCCCGUUUUGUUGAACGCUUCAGGGAAGAAGUAAGCCCCCAUGAUACAUGAUGAGCACCAUUAACCCCAGUCUCUUGCAUUACAGCCAAGCCUAUUGGUUUGAAUUUGUUUGCCUUUAUGUAAUGGAGAGGUUUUUAGUGCCCUUUGGAUGACAUAGAAUGGCGAUAUUCCACAGACUUGAGAUGAAUUCAAACUACUAAUACUUGGGAAAUAAUUUUGCAACCAAGUAAUAUUGUAACUCAUUGUUUCCUGUGGUAUGUGGCAAACCUCUUCCACUCUACCCAGCUACUUACUAACAUUACUAUUAUAGAGUCAUGGGAACAUGAUUAUUUUAGAUCAGCUUAGAUAGAUUUUAUGCACCCAUGAGAAUGUAUAAAAACAUCAGAUUUUAUAUAUUGUAUUUUUGGUGCCACAAUUUUCUACAUUGUUGGCAUUUUAAAAGUUGCUUUGUAAAUUAAAGAGAAGAAAAACCUCAAAGCCCUCAGGUUUUGAUCAAAUUCAACAGAGUUUUGAGAAAAACACAAUUUUAAAAUGAACUUGUUGUUUUCUUCCUUCAUGAAAAUGACAAGCAAAGAGAAAAUCUGAUUUAGGAUACCUUAAACCAGCCAGCAGUGUUUUGAAAUGACAAAAGAAUGGAGUUGGCUGAGAUCUUUUCACAGCUGGUGGAAGUGAGGUCCAGGGCCUGUGACUUGCCCAAGGCUGUGUAGCCAACAUGGAACCCGGAACUGUCAAUCCUGACUCCCAAAUCGUUCCUCCUUUCCACCUUGUGUCUGAUUCAGAACAUGUGAAACUUUAUCCCAAAGCAGAUUAGUUUGGUUCAAAACACAUAAGAGCAAAAUUCUCUCUCUGAUAGUUGAUAUCCUCGUGAUCACAAUUGGCAAUCUGAAUCUCAAUAAACCGUGGUUAGCUUGUCUGGAUGUAUAUUCCUUAGUGGAGAUAGGAACAUAUUUUGGGCAAAAUGGAUUUUGUGUACUUUGACAUUUUGAUGCAACAUACUAUCUCAUUUAACUUUUUAAAUAUAGACAAUAAACCCAGAGUUCAACUGUUUUCAUGUUGCUUGAAGCACUGUAAAAUGAUAAUGACUUAUUUUUAGUAAAAGUUUCAGUGAAAGAUGUUCAGGGUUUGUAUUUUUGGUGCCACAAUUUUCUGUAUUGUUGGCAUUUAAAGAGUUGUUUUGUAAAUGAAUUUAAAGAAACAACAUUCAAAGCCCUAAUGUUUUAAUCUAAUUCAACAGAUAAAAAUGCAAUUUUAAGA
Molecule: messenger RNA, 4605 nt
Organism: Lepus europaeus (European hare)
Lineage: Eukaryota; Metazoa; Chordata; Mammalia; Lagomorpha; Leporidae
Gene: MBNL3
Product: muscleblind like splicing regulator 3
Exons: 9
Coding region: 1053-2144 (363 amino acids)
Molecular function (GO): metal ion binding
Source: RefSeq, a predicted model, not a curated record